Molecule: messenger RNA, 1439 nt
Organism: Dalotia coriaria
Lineage: Eukaryota; Metazoa; Arthropoda; Insecta; Coleoptera; Staphylinidae
Product: gastrula zinc finger protein XlCGF7.1-like
Exons: 1
Coding region: 303-1136 (277 amino acids)
Source: RefSeq, a predicted model, not a curated record
AUUCCCCAUUCAUUUCCCUGCAGUUACAGUCUGUCCAAUCAAGUCCUGCUAUGCAAAACCCUUAUCUACUUUUCCAGUGUAAAUUAAUCCACCUAAAUUCCAAAGUAAAUUGUUUAUAGCGGUCGUAUUUCAUAUACAACCGAAUCAUACAACAAAAUCUAAAUAAACAAACAACCAAAACAAUUGCAUUGCAAUGAGGUUAGGUCAGUAGCAAGUGUUGUCAAACUGGUGUGAAACUUUUUAAACAAAAUGGAAGAUAAUGCAUUACUCUGAUCAACAAUUGCUGCGCAAACUGCCUAAACAUGAUGAGCAAUCAUCCCUCAAUGAUGUACAAAGACCCCAUCAAAAUGGAGUAUCAGUCAGUCAAGGUAGAACACAAUGAACACAUUGAUCACAUCCAUCAUGGCAUCUACAAUAAUUACCUGGAGAUGAAUUUGAAACUGGAAUAUUCCAAGGAGUAUACGCAAUUGCCGCCACCCCAACAACCGCCACAUCCACAGCCUUUGCAAGUACCUAUGCCAACACAAGAACUCAACCAGCUAGGACCAUCAAAUGGUAAAGUUUCCAAUCAGAACCUCUCGCAGUCCAGCUCACACACAAACCAAGCUGAGAAAUUUGUUUGUGAGUACUGCGAGAAGUCGUUCAGCACAAAAGGGAAUUUAAUUGUGCACAAGAGGACACACACACUGGAAAAACCCUACAUUUGCAGUGAGUGUGGCAAGAGUUUCACAGCAAAAGGCAAUUUGAACACACAUCUAAUUUCCCACUCAGAAUUUCGUCCGUUUGCUUGUGAAUUAUGCGGAAAAGGUUUCACAACCAAAGGUAACUUGACUGUCCACAUGAGAUCACACAACAAGGACAAACCUUAUGAGUGUGAUGUGUGCACCAAGAGGUUCACAACCAAGGGCAACUUAUUGACACACAGCAUCACCCACAAAGAGAUCAAACCAUUCCAGUGUGGCUAUUGUGGCAAACAGUUCUCCACCAACAAUAAUCUGAUUAUUCAUACGCGAACCCACACACAGGAGAGGCCUUUCAAUUGCACACAUUGCAGCAAGUCAUUUUAUAGUAAAGGAACGCUGAAUGCGCACUUUCGGACGCGACACUGUGAGAAGAAUCAGCAGGUUCAGAGUUAAACUCUUGAAACUUGUCAGACUUUUACUAUGCUAAUCAAUGCAAAUGAUGUAAAACUUGUGUGUUUUUAACUUUUUUGGUGGCUAGUGUUAACUUUACACUCUUGUAUAUUUUUAUCUAUAUAUUAUUAGUAAUCGAGCGUGAGUUACACAAAGUGUAAUGGCGGAAAACGUGUGAUUUGCAAUUUGUGCAAUUUAAAGUUUUGUAAAACUUGGAAAAAUUAUUGAUUCUUUUGAUUCCAGAUAUUAUUCCAAAUAUUUAUUGUGUUGCUUGGAACAAAUAUAUUAUAUUCGUUAUAAUAUUAA